Messenger RNA from Durusdinium trenchii, 2802 nucleotides. Lineage: Eukaryota; Dinophyceae; Suessiales; Symbiodiniaceae. The record is from the annotation of a GenBank genome assembly.
AUGUGUGGCGCGACAUGUCGAACGCCCUCCCAUCAGCCAUUUGGUGCAUCGACCGCCACCGCGUGGCGCGGGCGGCGAUCGCAGGGGCCCGAUCCGCCGUCGGAAUCCAUGGCGCUGCCGAUCCCAAAGUUGGAGAUUCCGACGCCCGAGCGGAAGGCCGACAAGGGCACGCCCGGGACUCCCGAGCGCUCAGUGCCGGUGUCGGCGCGGACCAGGAUCGCCACAGCAGGCAAGGUCUUUGCCAUGACGAAGGUCUACGAGCCGUCGUCGGCGCUGUCCGACGACUCCGACGACGACUCGUCCACGGAGUCGGAGCGCGAACGGAACGCGCCCAAGCAGCUGAGAGUGCCACCCUUGCCGCUGCUGUUGGAUGGGAAGUGCGGGCUGCCAGCCAAGCCGAGCAUCCCGCGACUGAACUGCGUGCACGAAGAUUCCAUGCUCUCGAGCGAUUUGUUGAGUUCCAGUGAGGACGAAGGAGAGGAGGAGCUCUUGGUGGAGUUCGAAGCUCCCAUGGUCUCCCAGCGCUCACAACUGGUGCCGCUCUCCUUUCGCAGCGCUUUGCAGUCAGAGGCCACGCAGAUCUCGCUGGACCUCACCGCCAUGUCGAAGGCCUCGCGCUGCGCGAGCGCCAGUGGCCUGGGCGCCAUGGCGGGCACGGCCUCCGGCGCGGUGCUGGGCUUCCUGUCAGGCAUCCUCCCGGCACCUUUGACGUUGGGCCUUUCCGUGCCGAUCAACGCUGGUUUGGGCAGCAUGGGUGGGAUGAUCCUGGGCACUGCGGGGGGCUUGAUUUGCCAAAGCCUGGACGUGGUGCAGAUCGACGCCGUGCAAGCUGAGUCCCCCAUGACCCAGCGAGCCCUGGACACUCAGCGGACCGCCGCCAGCAGUGCGCGCGGCACGCCGGGGGUCCUACUGAAGUUUGCCCUGGCCAACGACACCCCAGAGGAUGAGCCGCGUGCGAUGGACGCGGUGGUCUCCUAUGCGCUGAAGGGUGGUGUGGCUAUGGGAUCCUUAGGAGGUGCCAGUGGCUCUGCAGUGGGUGGAUUAGUGGGUGCAGCAGUGGGUUUGCCUCCCGCGGUGCUCACCUUUGGCCUCAGCGUCCCGGUCUGCGCCACCCUGGGCAGCAGCCUGGGACUUUGCAUCGGCUCCGUCGCCGGUGGGAGCGUCGGCCUCCUCGGCGGCUCGCUGGUGGGACGAAACUUAGAGCUGCGCUUGAAAGGGCAGAUGAGCUGUCGGGCCGCGAUCCUCGGACGUGCUGUCCGGUCCAGAGCCCUAGCGGGCCCCGAUGGAGCGGAGGAUGGAUCAGGAGAUGAGCCCUGGUUCCAGGACCACGACACGCCCGGUCGGCCCUCCGAGGUGUGCAAGGUGGAUCUGUGGAGUGGAGGGAGCAGAGCUGCUGACGCCGAGCCGCCAGCGCGGUGGACGUUGGGGCAGCAGGUCUUUUGGAGUACAUCAAGACCACCAGGUUUGGAGAUGAUCCCAACGCCGGCCAUGCCGCCGGCGAUGCCUGUCCGCCCGGUGGUCUCGGGCGGAGCUGAGGCAGUGCGGCGCGUGCUCGAGAUGCUGCCUCCCUCCUGCUUGAUGGAGGAUGAGGGCCGUGGUGCUCCGGAGCGGCCGCUGAGUGCGGGGAGCUUGCAACACAAAGCCACAGGCUGCCCGAAAUGGAAGCCUCAGCCGCUAUGGCUUCGGCAUGGCAGGUUCAAUGAGCGCGUGGUCUUGAGGCCCUUGGAGCCCGGCACGCCCUUACCGAGUCCCAGAAACAGCUCGCCUUAUCUUCUGCAGCCCUUAGUCGCUGUGGCCGAGGUGCCUCUGGAGGGUUUCGAUGUGCGCAGCAGCCGCUGCUAUCUCGCGUACCCGUUUUGUCAAUAUGGCAACUUGAUGGAGUAUGUGAUGACCCAAAAGGCCAUGCAGAUGCAGCUCAGUGCGCGGCAUGCGGCGCUGAUUGCUAAGGAGGUUCUGCUGGGCGUCGAGGCCUUGAUCGAGGAGAGCGAGCAGCCCUUCGCACAAGCGGUGAGCAGUGUCAUGCCGACGAAGAUCUUCAUCGAUCGCAACGGGGCGGCCAAAGUCCUGGCGCCGGUGGUCACUGGACGACCGCAAAGUUGGCGACGGAUGGCCAUGACCAUGAAGUGGAUGUCACCCGAGGAGGUACAAGAUGAACCCGUGGAUGAGAGCAACGUCUGGCAGGUGAUCACCUAUCGCAUUGGGCUGCUGCUGUACUGCCUGGGGGUGCAGGAUGCUGGGUUGGGCGAUAUGGUCCCGCACUUCAUCCAGGACUCUGGUGGUCGGGUUGACAUGGCCCAGUAUCAGCAGGUUGGUCUUCUGCGAUGCAUUGUGGAAGAAUGUGUCUGGGCGGAACCGACGGACGGUGAACAACCAGCCCAGAAAGCUGAGCUACGUCACGCCUCCGGCUGGGCGAGCUCAGUGUGCCGGGCGCCCUGGGUGGAAGGUGCGCGGAGAACCUCCGAGGCCCAUACCACAGAGCAAAAAGUAUUGUCUCUGGGCACCUUGAUCGACCACUGGGAUGGGCAUUUGCUCCUGGACAGUGCUGCGUUUGUCGGUGAUCUUUCUGCAAUGCCCUGGCUCAAAGGUGCACUCCAACAUGUGCACUUCUGUGACUACGCCAUUUUGGCGGGCAUCAUGCAGGAAGUCACCGACAACGAGCACUAUGCCAGAAACAGUCGCUUGUUUUUGGAGAUGACGGAGCAUGGGAACUACGAGACUGUGGCCGCUGCCCUUGCCCGUACUUGCCCUUCGCCUGCACCUGGCGCGAUGCGUCGGCGUCGGCCUGCAUGGUCAUCCGGUUGA